Pristis pectinata (smalltooth sawfish) is the source of this 993-nucleotide messenger RNA. RefSeq names its product CCAAT enhancer binding protein alpha (gene cebpa). Gene Ontology annotation, molecular function: RNA polymerase II cis-regulatory region sequence-specific DNA binding; DNA-binding transcription factor activity, RNA polymerase II-specific. Bases 134 to 856 code for a protein of 240 amino acids. The transcript has a single exon. The record is from RefSeq and is a predicted model, not a curated record. NCBI's taxonomy places the organism in Eukaryota, Metazoa, Chordata, Chondrichthyes, Rhinopristiformes, Pristidae. Gene Ontology annotation, biological process: myeloid cell differentiation; regulation of transcription by RNA polymerase II; DNA-templated transcription.
GGGACGCGGGGAGGUAGGGAGGGAGGAGGAGGAGGAGGGGGCAGAGUCCGGCUGAGGGUCCCGCCCGUGCCCGGGCACCGCGACGCUGGAUUCCCGCAGCCUCUCGCCAUGCCUGGCCGCCUUUAGGUUCCCCAUGGAGCACGGCAACUUCUACGAGGUGGAGCCGCAGGCGCCGCCGCAGCACCCGGCGCCCUUCGCCUACCGAGAGCCCGGCGAGCUGGCCGACAUCUGCGAGAACGAGAACUCCAUCGACAUCAGCGCCUACAUCGACCCGGCCGCCUUCAACGACGAGUUCCUGGCCGACCUGUUCCACAGCAGCCACGGGCACCCGGCCAAGGGCAAGCCGGCCACCUUCGCCCCGCGGGACAGCAAGUUGCAGCCGCUGCCCGGCCGGCCGGCCGCCCUGUGCUCGGUGCUGGUGAAGCAGGAGCCGCCGGAGCGGCCCGAGGACAGGGGGAAGCCGGCGCCCUGCGCCCACCUUCAGUACCAGGUCAGCCACUGCGCCCAGACCAGCGUGCACCUGCCGCCCGGGCAGCCCACGCCGCCGCCCACGCCCGUGCCCAGCCCGCUGCCGCCGCACAAGGCGCCGGGCAACAAGAGCAAGAAGUCGGUGGACAAGGGCAGCUUGGAGUACCGGCUGCGGAGAGAGCGCAACAACAUCGCGGUGCGCAAGAGCCGCGACAAAGCCAAGCUGCGCAACGUGGAGACGCAGCACAAGGUGAUGGAGCUAGCGAGCGACAACGAGCGGCUCCGCAGCCGCGUCCAGGAGCUGAGCCGGGAGCUCGACACACUGCGGGGGCUCUUCCGACAGCUGCCCGAGGCCGCCCUGGUCAAAGCCAUGGGCAGCUGCGCCUGAAGCCGCGGGCGCUCACCGCUGCCCGGCCGGGCCGGGGACCGGGAGCCGGAGCGGGACGCCCCGGGCUGUGGGACCGGGAGCCGGAGCGGGACGCCCCGGGCUGUGGGACCGGGAGCCGGAGCGGGACGCCCCAGGCU